This is a messenger RNA of Nerophis lumbriciformis (worm pipefish), 10835 nucleotides long. RefSeq names its product WDFY family member 4 (gene wdfy4). NCBI's taxonomy places the organism in Eukaryota, Metazoa, Chordata, Actinopteri, Syngnathiformes, Syngnathidae. Gene Ontology annotation, biological process: antigen processing and presentation. The record is from RefSeq and is a predicted model, not a curated record. Gene Ontology annotation, molecular function: protein binding.
ACUGUUGGUCAUGUUUGUGACGUUCACAUACCUCUUCAUUGUGGGAUUUCAUAAACAGGAUGCUGUAAGAGGGUGGGAUGCUGAUAUAUUUUUCGGUAGAUCAUUUGAAGAAAGGGGAAAACAUCCUGGGAAUAGGGUGUGCUUGUUUUAUACGGCAUUUCCCCUCCAAAUUUUUGUACUCCGUUAUUAAGGCUAUGGCUACUUUACAGGUGCCCUACACUGGCAAAAUAUCGCCGCAUCGGGAAAUAAUUGCUUAUGCUACGGAUUUUAAUUUGUAUAAUUGCUGUACAAUCUAAAAAAAUCACCCAACUAUGACGACUAUUUAAAAAAAAAAGUUGUACUUUGCGUCUUCGAAAGCCUUUUGUGGUGUUUGGCUAUUUUUCGGCUGAUAGUACUAUAGCGUUGGCCCGGUAGAUGGCACUGUUGCUCAUGUUUGUGACGUUCACUUAUCUCUUCAUUGUGGGAUUUCAUAAACAGGAUGCUGUUAGAGGGUGGGAUGCUGAUAUAUUUUUAGGUAGAUUAUUUGAAGAAAGGGGAAAACAUCCUCUGAAUAGGGUGUGCUUGUUUUAUACGGUAUUUUUGUACUCUGUUAUUAUGGCUAAGGCUACUUUACAGGUGCCCUACACUGGCCUAUCAGAUUCCUAAAAAUCUGUGUGUAUAUUCUAGUAUAUUUGUGUCUUUCUUGCAAUUAAAUGUAUUUUCCCAGCAGUUCUAUUCACAAAUUUAGAACAUAUAUCUAAUAUACUUUAAUUGGAAGCUACAUGAGCUACAUUGUGAUCAUUAUGAGUCAUAAUAUAUAUCAGCUAGCCUCGUACAACUCUAUAAAAAGCAUUAAGAGUGGGAGGGCCUCAUCCAAACAGCCCAACAACACAUUUUCACUUCUGCUUCUCUGGGGAAGUAAGAAGGCACAUGACUUGAUCAGCUAAUGUCUCCGCUUGCCUUUGCUCCUGACAUGGGAACGUGGACAGAGUAGGAACUCAUCUGGACCUCCACAAGACACUUCACACUGCUCUGUUAAGACGCACACAUGGCUCUCCCACUGACAAAGGAUGAAAGCAUAAAAGGGGAGAGGAUCAAUAAAGAAACAGGGGAGCUGAGUGCUUCGGGGGAGUUGUCCGUCUCUUUGGAGUUGGACAAGAAGAAAGCAGAGGCCUCCUCAGACCCUCUACCCUCUGAGUUGCUCCGAAAACAACUCCAAGAACUUGAGAGUCACCAAUGCUCAAGUUUGACCCACAAUGGGGACUCUAUCCCUUUAGGGCAAAGGUGGGAGUGUCUGGUCAGAGUCCUGCCUCUCUAUAUACAGGUGUGUGAGGAAGGUGGAGGGCUUGAGGGUUUGGACUUGAAGGUACUUGCAGCUGUGACCGCAGACACCGUCAUCUAUAACAUCCACAACAGGCUUGCAGAAAGACCUGCAGAAGAUGCUCGCGAGGAGGUUGUUCGAUUCUUCCAACCAGAACACGACCAGGCCAAGUGUCCAGGAUGGCUGUUGCUUAAAUGUCUGUUGCUCCUAACUGCUGACAGCUCUGACAUACUGUCAUGUAUAAAUCCAGGACUUUCUGCUGCCCUUGUGAAAUGUUUGUAUCUUCUCGUGUGCAUGCCAGCAAAGGAGAACAUAAAAGAGAGCUUUCAAGAGCUACUGACACAGGUUCUCCUCCAACUUUGUAGACAACCAGUCAAUGUGGAGCGGCUGGUAGAGACACAGGAGCUUCAGUGCCUCAUCAUUGGGCUCACAACGCUUUGGGACCAGACCAGCAUCCCUUGGAGGCGUCAGGCCUCCCGGGUCCUCAAGGCGGUUUCUGCUGUGGCUACGAGCAACACGACUCCUAACCUGCUUGGAAAGAACUGCAUUCGCAUCUGCAUCCAGAAUCUCUACCGAAUCAGUACUGACGUGGCGGGUCCGCUUUUAGCUGAGGUGGCCACAGCUGUGUUUAGCUUUGUUCGAGACACAUAUCGUCUCAAUCCAGCCCUCUUCACCGAGUUUGACUCUCACAAUGGCUACAAGGCACUCGAAAACAUUCUCCAACGUUGUGAAGGCGGCGUACCAGAGGAUCAGUUCCAGUCUGUGGAGGAGCUGCUGGCGCUCAUUGCCUCUAUCACCAUGCUCGGGAAAACGGAGCUCAAAGUGGCUCUUUGUGUCAGUCACCCCCAACCUCCGGGCUUCAGAUUUGAGGCUCCGCUCAAUAAAGGUUCUUCAGUAAAGAACCUACCUGCCUUACAGCUUCUGCAGACCUCCUUGCUGCGUUGCCAGGACCCUCUCCUGUGCUGCCAGAUUCUGAGAACCUUUCAGAUUAUUUGGGAGAGGGACAAAGCUAAUUUCUUCCUUUCGGAGUGGACUGUCCAGACCAUGGCCCAACUGGCUGCGUGUGUCUGGCGCAAACCAGACGCGGUCCAAGCAAUGUUCUUUUCAAUGCUUGAGAUGGUCAUAUUCAAGCUAAACUACAUCCCCCAUGAGGCAUUGCGGGUAGUACUGGGCAUCUUAAAGCAGAGCUGGUCGGGAGUACUGGCUGCAGGGGAAGGAGGGGCGGAGUUUGGAGUGGCAACACUUAAAAGCUUUCAUAGGAUGACCGUGCACAGCGGUAUGCUAGCGGAGGUGCUAAGCGACUGGGGCCUCCUGGAGAUGCUGCUGGUGGAACUUCGCAGGAGAGCCAAGAUCAUCCGGAAGGCUGGCGUUGUCUCCACUGCUCAAUUAGAUGCACAGCAGCCGCCAUGUGUGGAGGACAACGACAAGUUACUCACCGCUUGUAUGCUUCAACUUGUGUCUACCCUUACUCUGCGUUCAAUUAAGAACACAGUUUCUGUACGAGAACUUGGAAUGGUCCCAUACAUAAAGAUCUUCCUGGACGAAGAUCAGUAUCGGGCUCCCACUCUGAGCAUUUUGGAGCAUCUCGCCGAGCUGAACCCAGAGGAGUUCAUGAGUACCGCCGUAGGAGCCCUGUGCUCCUCCACUCAACAUGAACUGGCUUUGAAGCGAGACCUUCUACAGUCUGUGCUAAAGGUGCUGCAGAGCCCAAAUAGCUGGGACGCUUUCCGACGGGCUGGCGGCUUCACGGGAAUUCUCUCACUCGUGCUCGACAUGGAAGGCGCUCUGGCCGACCCUCCUCGGGGAGAAGCGUGGCAGUCCGUCGGACGUCGACCCCUUCUUGACCUCGUCCUUCUCGCCCUCCACAUAUUAGCCUCCGCAGUUCAUCUUCACGUGGUGAAUGCACACUUUUUUCAGACCGGCAGCUUUUACGAAAGACUGGCUGAGGCUCUCCUCCAGCUGGGCUGCUUCCACGCUGAAAGCUCAGAGAGGAGCAGGUGGGAGGCAGAGGCAAGAUGCUUUGUCAAGACCGCAGAAGACCACCAGCCUCUUGGAAAAAGCUUCUAUCAGUUUGUUGAGUUAGCAGAAGAGGUCCCCGCAGGUCCCUCCUCCCCAUCCGUCCACCUCCCAGUCACUCUUCGGACUUGCAUUAGGCUCCUCUCCUAUCUUGACUACUUUGCUACAGGCCAUUGCUCCCCUCUGGACUUCAACUUUGGGUUAGAACCUGAGAAUGGGUGUGACCGUGACUUAAAGGAAAUAAUCAGCUCAACAGGGCACAAAGGGGUGCAUUCAGCAUCACCUGCUGUCCAUAUGGGGCCUGUCCAGCCACCUUUGGAGGACAUGCAAGGGAAAUAUCGAUCCACAGGAACCAGCAUAUCCACAGUCUGCUCCAAUUCCCAGUCGAGGUUCACUUGUGAGCAUGUCACACUUCACCCCGGAGCUAUUCGAAUCAUCAUGACUCUCCUCCCAUCAGUUUUUACUCCUGAGGACACGCAGCUCUCAACAGAGGUCCAGCUCGCAGUGGCGAAUCACGUUCAGGCGGCGGCCAAGUCGGAGCGAAACCGUCAGAUGAUGUGUGAAGGAGGGCUUAUUGCCACGGUCCUGAUUCACUGCCGCAGCAUGCUGCUGGAUCCUAAUCACCCCUUACAUCUGACUGUUACAAGAAUCUUGGAGAAGCUCUCCUCCCAGGCCAUCACACCUUCAGACUUCAGAAAGUUUCUAUGUUUAGGAGACCCUCUGUGCUUGGCAGACAAGGCGAAAGUGCCAUCUAAACCAGGAGAAGUAGCUGAUCUCGGCACAAAGGCAGACACUGUUGCAGGGUCCACAGCGCGAACAAUAAAACGGGCUUCCAGCCUGUUAGAGUCGCCGACCUCCAGCGAAUUGCCAGCCGGUUCCACCAUUACUGCCCACCAGAUCAUCAGUCUGGUGUCCAUGACGUCACCGCGGACAUUUCGGCCUCAUCGAAUCUCCGCCACACCUGCGUUUGUAGAGUUUGACAUGAGUGAGAAUGGCUAUGGUUGCCUAUUCCUGCCCUCUCUGGCAACAGUGAAGGGAGUGACAGCCGAUUCCAUCUCAACUGGUGGAAUAGGAGGAGACUGCCGGGGUUUCCCUCCCACAGCCGGUCUCUCCUUUUCCUGCUGGUUCCAGAUCAAUAGGUUUAGUUCAGCGUGUAAUUCGCACCCAAUCCGACUCCUGACAAUUGUUCGCCACAUGUCACGGACGGAGCAACAGUACAUCUGCUUGUCUGUCUCUUUCUCUGCCUUUGAUGGCUGUCUGGUCCUGUCCACUGAGGAGGAAGCUUUCACUUACUUGGAUAUGAUGGAGCCAGAAGUGGGCACCCCAACCUCUUUGCCCACCUCACUGAGGUUCCGUUGUUCCAGCUUGCUUGUUCCAGGUCAGUGGCACCAUCUUGUUGUGGUCAUGGCAAAAGACGUGAAAAAAAGCUGCGCAGCUUACGCCUACUUCAACGGCAAAGCAGUAGGGACUGGAAAGAUGAGAUACAUUCAGCCAUUCCCUGGCAAGUAUGUCUACAUGGACCCCACGGCUGUGAUUGACGUGUAUGGACUGAUCGGAACGCCCGCUCUUUGGAAGGAACAUGCUGCUCUUGUGUGGAGGGUCGGAACUUCCUACCUUUUUGAGACGGCUUUAAGCCCUGAGGUUGUGAAAGUCAUGUACUCUCAAGGCACUUCUUACUUGGGCAACUUUCUGGCUCUGUGCGACAAAGAUCACAAUCCAGAAGUCGAGUCUAUCCCUCUUCAGCUGGUUCCUGAGGAGAGGAUCACAUUUGGCAUCAACCCAGCAGUUUCCACAUUAACGACUGUGGUGCAGAUCCGAGAGAAAUACAAUGAAGUUGACUGCAGACUGAUUGCUAAAGAGCUGGGGAUAACUUCUCGAGACCAGUCCACUCCAGUGUUCCUGGCUCACAACAUUAGUCAGCACUUAAGUGGGACAGCCCGCACAAUCGGAGCAGCCCUGGUUGGACAUUAUGGUGUGCGCUCAUUUAUACCUCGAAGUACCGCUGAUGGCUUCCUGUAUGUUGGCGGGCCUGCAGUUGUUCUCAGUCUAAUUGCAAUGGCAGCGGAUGACAGCUCCUUGUAUGCAGCGGUCAAGGUUCUCGUCUCCGUACUGGAGACUAAUUCUGCCAUGCAGCAGGAAAUGAAGCGCAUCAAUGGAUACAAAGUGCUAGCGUUCUUGCUAAAAAUGAAAAGUCAACUCGUUAGCCACAGAGUUUUUCAACUGAUUCUGUACCUUUCGAGUUCCAUGGAGCUGAGCUGUGCUUCAGACUGUCUGCAGAAUACUUCUGUUUUCCAGGCUCUUCUGUUGGAUCUUGAGGUGUGGAAGAACACAUCCGAAAAUCUAGAUCUCUCUGUUCUGAACCACUUUGCUGAGAUCUUGAAGUCACCGAGCAAUGACAGCAGGAUUGCAGUGGUCAUGCACCAACUGGACCUGCUUCCAAGUUUACUCUUUGAACUUUGUGACGCGUCUGUGACUUAUCGAAAGGUCGAGCUUGUUUCUUGUGUCAUCAUGUGCCUCCUGAAAACUCACUUCACUACUCUGGAUAUAAGCAGACUUGGUCUGUUUUUGGUCUACACACUCCCUCCUCUACGUAACACCACUGAAAGCCAUGGCAUGUCUGACAGUGAUGUUUCCCAAGAAACAAAAGCUGAAAGUUCUUAUCCCGCCAGCCUCAUCUUGAUCCGUAACCAGCUGUUACUUGUUCUUUGUGACAUCCUUGCCUCCGACAGCCCUUUGAUCAAAGAUCAGCAGAAUGCUGUCUUUAAUGUCCUGGGCAGCGAUUGGUUCCUGCUCUUCCUGAAGCCGCACCUUCAUUCUUCUACUUUGAAACUGGGACUUGUCCUGCUCACACACUUCCUGUCCAGUGCCACACAACUCAGCAGCUUCAGGGAGGCCGUGGUCCCCGGAAGCCUCAUAGAUGGCACAGAGGAGCCUUUUUCCAUUAUGGACAAUCUUCGGGCUCACUCUUGGUCGUAUGAAUGCUCCAGUGCUACAUGCCCUGGCUUUGAAGUUCUCCAAGGUCUUCUGCUCAGACACUGUCAGCUCCCUCAGGUCUAUGAAGCUUUGGCUGCCCUGCUGCUGGACAGGAAGAUCAGCCAUUCUCCUGACAAAGAGGUGAGCUUGGAUGACUUUUUCCAGUCCUUGAUUGACAGCCAAGCAGACACUCCUGGCCUGCAACUCUGUGUGGAGGCUGCAACAAUACUACUGGAACUGGUCAAAGUCAUCAUCACGGAACAGAGGCCAGGCACUGGUGCAUCAUGGGAGGUGAAGCUCCCCGAAAGUGUGAUGCAGUUCUUUUGUCUACUGCGUGACCUUCGACCCCAAGACCCACUGUGGGCAUCUACAGAGUUCCUUCAUGCGCUCGCUGCUGUCGUGUUCUCCUGGCACAGUGCAGAGGGCCAGCGUCAACCUUGCAGAAUGAAGGAUAACGAGGAUGCACUCAAGAGACAGUCAGCAAGGAAGCCAGUAUACGUCUUCAUGCGUGUUCUCCUGAAGGACAGCCUUUUUAAUGUGUGUGGCAACAGCAACACACAUCCUCUAGUGGUACUAGUUGAGUUCUGUCCAGAUGCGGCAUCGCUGAAACAGAGGCAGAGUUUCCAGACUGAGCUGCUGGAGUUCAUUAUGGACACCAUCCAAAUGCUCAGCAAUGAUGAAGACAACACCACUCAGAUCUUUUCACAAGGCUCCAUAGCGCAGAGCUCUACAGGCCAGACUUGCACAUUGAUGGGGAAUGUGGUGCUCUUCAGUAAAGUUCUGGUUCAAACACUUUACAAUGGAACAUUCCUGGGGGCCUCUGAGAGUUUGCUCAACUUCCUCGCAGAUCAGAUUGUAGUGGCACUUGAAAGAGGCCAAAACCAUAAGGAGAAGACUGUAUCAGCUCUCUACUCCUGCACCAAUAAAGUACUGCUUUACUUCCUGUCUCAACCCCGACAUUCCCAAGCAGAGAUGGAAAGCAUCAUCAGGACUUUCCAAACCAUCAAUGAUCGCUGGGAUGUUCUCAUGGCGACGUACAAUUCCAACGUGAACUUCAUCACAUGCCUUCUUCACUGUCUCUUAUUGAUUGGCUCUGGCAGCUUCCCUGAAGGAUUUUGGGGUGCACAAAAAGCAAAAUUUGCAGCCCGCCCAUUACCUGCCAAAUCCCAACAUGAAGCAGACGUUGACUCCGAUAUUUCCACAGAUGACAAAGAACUGAUAUCCUUAGCAAAGACCUGCUGGUCAAAGGUCAUGACAGAGCGGCAGCACACACUGGAAGAAGUGUACAAGAUAGAGAUCUCGGCCAGCCACACAGCCGAGAGGGCACCUGCGAGCAUGACUGACAUCAGCCCACUGUGGGAGGAGACUGCACACAAAGCCUGGCUGCUGCACUCAGAAAAUCAGAAGCAAGCAAUGCCCAGCAGCUCCCACAACAAGUUUGACAUGAUCAGCAGUGCUGUUCGCUCAGCUAUGAGGAAACAGGACAAGGAGAGAGUGACGGCGGAGGAGUUUCUCUCCUACAUGGAGUCACACCGACAAAGGGGUUACCGCAUGUUCAAGAAUAUGAGGACAAAUCACCUACAGUUACGAGCAGGUGAGCGGGAUCGGGUCAACUCCCGGUGGUUGCAUGUGGAGACAGAGCUGAUGAGGGAGAGGGGCGUGUUUGGACCGAGCCCUGGGGUGCUGCUGAGCCGUGACUGGGUCCAGGACGCUGCCGAAGGACCCAACCGGACCAGACUACGCAUACGCAGAAAGGAACUAAGGCGAUCCAGACGGAUGCUAGGAGCUCUAUCCUUGGGUAUGAGGACGGGGACGCCAGCAGACAGCAACAACAAAACAGAAGCUGAUGCAGAGCCAAAGAGUCUGCGCGAAGUCGGCGCCGAGGCUAAAGAAGAGGAUGAAGAUGGAGGACAGGCGUGCGAUCGGCUGACCUUCUUUCCGGUUUUGAAAGAGUCACCUGCUGCCACUGAAAAUCCACUCGACCCCGUCACCCCUGAGCCUUGCUGCCACACGAAGACCUGCGCUGACAUACGCAUCAUCCUGCAGGAGCUGCAUCCUGGAGAGGAGGUUCAUGCGAAGAUGUGUGUUGUGAUGGUGAGCAGCCUGAAAGUGACUCAAGGGGUGCUGCUGUUUGCCAAAGAGAGUCUGCUCUUGUGCCAAGGAUUCACUCUAAGUCCGAGUGGAGAUGUUUGCUGCAGAAAGCACCACCCUAGCAGCGUGAGGAAUUCCUUCAUUUCCAGCAUGCUGACUAAGGAGUCCGCAUCCAGAUGCAGACGCUGGCUCUAUGAGGACAUCAAGGAGGCUCGUUUUAUGCGGUUCUUGUUGGAGGACAAUGCCAUUGAGGUCUUCAUGAAAAAUGGUCACUCGGCUUUCUUGGUGUUCAUAAAUAAAGAUCAUGUCUCUGCAUAUAAAAGGUUGUGCAAGGUGGUUUCGUCAUUAAAAGGCAGAGGAGUUGCUGAUGUCAUUGCUAAUGCCAGGAAGACUCCUGUGGUUGAGAAGACAACCCUUGUUAAAUGGCAGAAAGGGGAGAUAAGCAAUUUUGAAUACUUGAUGCAUCUGAAUACUCUUGCUGUGAGGACAUACAAUGACCUCAUGCAGUAUCCAGUUUUCCCCUGGAUCCUAGCUGACUACAAAUCAGAGUCACUGGACCUGUCAGAUCCUCAAAUAUUCCGUGAUCUGUCGAAACCAAUGGGCGCUCAGACGGAAAAAAGAAAGCAGAUGUUCAUCCAGAGAUAUGAAGAAGUGGAGAACAGUGAGGAUGAAGGAGUUAUGUCAGCACGAUGCCACUAUUGUACUCACUACUCCUCAGCAAUCAUUGUGGCCUCUUUCCUUGUUCGCAUGGAGCCAUUUUCUCACACCUUCCAGGCACUGCAGGGAGGACUUGAUAUCCCGGAGCGGAUGUUUUAUAGUGUAAACAAAGAGUGGGAGUCUGCCUCCUGUGACAACAUGAGUGAUGUCAGAGAGCUGAUUCCUGAGUUUUUCUACCUGCCGGACUUCCUGCUUAACUCCAACCACAUGCAGCUGGGCUGCAGGGAGGACGGAACCGCUCUUGGAGAUGUGGAACUGCCGGCAUGGGCGAAAGAUGACCCUCAGGAGUUCAUUAGAAUCCAACGCGAGGCCUUGGAAAGUGACUACGUGAGUUCACACCUCCACUUGUGGAUUGACCUGAUUUUCGGGUACCGGCAACAAGGCCCCGCUGCUGUUGAAAGCAUCAACACCUUCCAUCCUUACUUUUACGGCCAAAGGGGCCAUCAGUAUGUGAAAGACCCGCUCCUCAAAAGCACAAUUUUGGGCUAUGUUAGCAACUUUGGGCAGAUUCCCAAACAGCUCUUUAUCAAACCUCAUCCGCCUCGUUGUGGCACAAAGAAAGAUGUUGCUUCGCCACCUCAUCCGAUGCCUUUUUUCUUCAAUCUGGACAAACUCAAGAUGGCAGCCCAACCAUUCAGAGAGCUGCCAAGAGGUCCAGUCGGUCAAAUAAUAUGUCUGGAGAAAGAAGUGCUUGUUCUAGAGAGAAACCGACUCCUCCUGUCACCUUUGCUGAGCUGCUACUUCAGCUGGGGUUUCCCUGACAACAGCUGCACUUUUGGAAAUUACGCCACUGACAAGACCUUCGCUGUGUGCGAGAUUUUAUGUGACUGGGGGGCCACGCUGUGCGCUGCUUGUCCCAACCCAACAACCAUCAUCACAGCAGGAAGCAGCACUGUGGUUUGUGUGUGGGAUGUGGCGAUCAACAAGGACAAACGAGUGCACAUGAAACUAAGACAGCCACUAUAUGGUCACGCUGAUGUGGUGACAUGCCUGACUGCAUCUGAGGUCCAUAGCUUGGUGGUGAGCGGUUCGAGGGAUCUGACGUGCAUCUUGUGGGAUCUGGAAGAGCUGAGCUACGUCACGCAGUUGGUGGGACAUACGAGCAGUGUCUGUGCAGUGGCAGUAAAUGAUCUCACGGGUGAGAUUGCAUCAUGUGCUGGGCCUGUGCUGUACCUGUGGACCAUGAAGGGUCAACUGCUAGCUUGCUCUGACUCUUCCUGUGGGCCUCAGGCUGACAUCCUUUGUGUCAGCUUCUCACAGCGGCAGGAGUGGGACGCCAGGAAUGUGGUGGUCACCGGCUGUGCAGACGGCACCAUACGGAUAUGGAGGACAGAGUACACCAGAAGACAAUUAACUGGCCCUCCAGAAGAGCUUGUGUCCCCAGGGCGAGACUCAACAGCGAGCGCCGCAAGUGGCUCAAAGGAGGUUAAACACUGGAAGAGACGUCUGGUGUUGCGACGGGAGAUCAACGGAAUUCAUCGCAGCAAAAAUAUUCCAGCUAUCACAGCAUUGGCCAUGUCCAGGACCCAUGCUACGUUGUUGGCAGGCGACGCCUGGGGCCGAGUUUUCACAUGUACCUGUGAGUGAGCUUUCUUCCAGCCGUGUAGCAUUUAUUGUUGGUGCCUCACUCAAGACUUGAACUCAGUACAUUUGACCGUGAAUGUGAAUAACGAGUACAGUACUGUACUCUUCUAUGUAAAUACUGAAACUGCAAACUGAAUUAAACAUUUUAGCUAUA